Rhopalosiphum padi (bird cherry-oat aphid) is the source of this 2226-nucleotide messenger RNA. Its product is annotated as peroxidase-like. NCBI's taxonomy places the organism in Eukaryota, Metazoa, Arthropoda, Insecta, Hemiptera, Aphididae. Gene Ontology annotation, biological process: response to oxidative stress. The record is from RefSeq and is a predicted model, not a curated record. Gene Ontology annotation, molecular function: peroxidase activity; heme binding. The transcript is spliced from 10 exons.
AUGAGUUCCUUAAAAUCUAUACAACUGUUGAUUUGUAUGUUAGUAUUUUUAAUAUCGUGUUGCAAAGGAUUUAAAGAUCCUUCUUUAGUAAUAAACUCAACAAACUGGUACACAAAUCUUAAAAUCUACGAUGUAGAAAAUGAAAUUCAAAAAAGUAUCGAACAAAUUCAUAACAAGGUUUUUCCUGAGGAUUUAUUAUCGGAAAUUAAUUAUUCUUUGGAAUUUGGAAGUCCGUUUCAUGGACAACUAAUCGAUUCUCAGCUUUCCAAAGACGGACUUUCAGAAAAUCGGAAUGCUGAAAUUAAUUUUGAAGUUUCAAGCAAUAUAAAGAAUACAUAUUGUCUAAAACAUGGGCUUAGUGAUAUACAAUGUGCUAAAGACUUAUCAAAUGUGAAACUAAGUAAGACAUCUCUAGGUGAGAUGUGUUUUUCAAAAUAUUACAAUAAAACUGCGUCGUGCAUCGGAAAGAACUUAAAUUAUCGUGGUCUUGACGGUUAUUGUAAUAACUUGAAACGUUCUUUUUUGGGAACGGCGAUCACGCCUUAUAACCGUUUACUGUUUCCAGCUUACAUAGAUGGUAUUAGAGAGAUUUCAGAAAAACUGCCUAAUCCAAGAAAACUAAGCACCAGUCUUGUCAACGAUGAGCAGUCACCUGACGACGAAAAAUCAAUUGCGAUGGCAUAUUGGACGAUUUUUGUAGGCCAUGAUAUAUCUCGUACGGCGAUAUACAAAUCGGGUAAGAUUAAACAACGGUAGACUAAUACCACCACAUUGGCCAACUGCUGUUAUAAUAAUACAAUAGUGCAAGAUACUCUGAACAAACACGUUAUGUCGUGUAAGCCUAUAAUAAUACCGGAUGACGAUACAUUUUUUAAUUCAAAAUCGCAAAAAUGUAUGAACUACGUACGUUCGAUGCCAGCGGUGCGUUCCGAUUGUACAUUUGGACCAAUGGAACAAAUGAACCAAGUAACUCAUUAUUUAGAUGGGUCGAUGAUAUAUGGUUUGUCGGAGAAGCAGAUGUGGUCGUUAAGAACCAAGUCGGACGGCCUACUGUUGACAGACAAGGGCAGCGAUAAUAAAUACGAAAGCGACUCGAUCGCGUACUUGCCUCUAGAAGACAAAGAAUCGAAUGCGUGCCAGUAUGGUAACAACUCGUGUUACAGGACUGGUGACAUCCGGGCAAACGCGCUUCCUCAACUGACGGUCAUGUACACGUUGUGGAUGAGGGAACACAACCGGUUGGCCAAAGUGCUUUCUUACUACAAUAGGCAUUGGAACGACGAGCGCCUUUUCCAGGAGGCCAGGAAAAUUGUGAUAGCGUCUAUACAGCACAUCACGUACACCGAGUGGUUGCCGGCGCUGCUCGGCGAAAACUACACCAAACACAACGAGUUGGAAAUGUUGAAGGAAGGGUUCAGCAACGCGUACAACGAGACUGCCGAACCGACUGUCAGCAACAGCUUCGCGACCGCGAUACUGCCGUUCGCCAAUUCCAUGCUCAGCGAUAUCAUCAGUUUAUAUCCGGAAACUCGAGAGAUUAACGGAAGUCUUUCGCUAAAGGAACAUUACAACCGGCCGAUUGAAUCAGUGAUGAAUUACAUGGAUCAACUUAUCAGAGGACUGUCUACACAGAAUACACAAAAAGUCGAUAUGUUAUUUACUGAAACGUUAACAAAUUACCUAUACAGUACUUAUCCAGAUAAUUUGUUUGGAAUGGACAUUGUCAGUUUGGCUAUACAAAGAAGCCGCGACCACGGUAUUCCAAACUACAUGGAAUUUAGAAAAUAUUGUGGACUAAAAGACAUAGAAAAUGUACAAGAUUUGUCCCUGAUUAUGAUGGAAGGAUCAGCUGAUAGAUUGAUGAAACAAUACAAAACUUGGAACGAUAUAGAUCUAUUGAUAGGUGCAUUGUCAGAGAAACACGCAGAAGAUGCGAUGGUUGGCCCAACGAUGAGGUGUUUAAUUAGAGAUCAGUUUAUAAGAACUAGAACUGCAGAUAGAUAUUUUUAUGAUUUAGCAGGGAUAUUUAACAAAAAUCAACUGGAACAAAUCAGAAACGUGACACUUGCCAGAGUCUUUUGUGAUAACGGCAAUAAUGUCACAACAAUGCAGAAACAAGCAUUUGUGAAACCGGCUUCAUCUAGUGAAUUGCUACCUUGUAAUUCCGAAUUAAUCCCAGAAAUCGACCUUAUUCAUUGGCAAGAACUGGUCGAUAUAAUGGAAUAA